Messenger RNA from Notechis scutatus (mainland tiger snake), 6059 nucleotides. It is a transcript of the gene AHR, whose product is annotated as aryl hydrocarbon receptor. Gene Ontology annotation, biological process: response to xenobiotic stimulus; regulation of transcription by RNA polymerase II; xenobiotic metabolic process. The record is from RefSeq and is a predicted model, not a curated record. NCBI's taxonomy places the organism in Eukaryota, Metazoa, Chordata, Lepidosauria, Squamata, Elapidae. Gene Ontology annotation, cellular component: nucleus; aryl hydrocarbon receptor complex. Gene Ontology annotation, molecular function: nuclear receptor activity; transcription cis-regulatory region binding; protein dimerization activity.
AGUAGGCAGCCGUGUGUCAAGGCCGGAGAUCCUCCUGCGGCUCUGAGGGAGAACUCCGCUACCCGCUUUUAUCCCCCCCCCCCCUCCCCGGUCGCUUAGGCUGCUUGCUUUCCUCCUUCUGGUUUCCGAUCGUGGCGAGUCUCCGGCUCCCUUCCGCUACCCAAGCCACACUGAGGCCUCCUCUGUGGGCUGGACCCGCGGGAGAGGAAAGGACUGGCGGCUUAACCGGGUCGCUGCUGACCAGGAGUCCGGGACAGAGUGCCGCCGCAGCCAGGAAGACAGGCAGAGAUCGGCGGUGGGAGGAGAAAACACGAAACGUAACCAGGCCCUCUGGCUCCUCGAAGAACGCCGCUGCUGACGACAGCGGCGAGGCGAGCUUUGCAGAGGGAAGGGAGGUUUCGCUUCCAGCCGUGGCAGCCGCCUAGGUCCCUUUGCUCCUGACGAGAAGGGGAGGGGAAAACCAAUCGGUCCGCCGGUCUGCAGCCGCCUCCGCACCUGUUUCGGAGACCCCGCCCUGCGGCUGCCCAGAGGCACCCGCCCGCUCGGAGGAGGAGGGGGGGGGCGACCACGAUAACAACGGGGGAGUGGGUGCUGCCGGCGCCGAGCACCUGGCUCUGCCGCCGCCACCCCCACAACCCACGCUCCCUCGUCUCUCGCCUUCCUUAGUCGGCCGCCCCUCAGGGGACUCUGUGUGGCGGGAAGAGCGGGGGCUCUGCGUGUCGAGUAGGAACCACACGCAAGGGCCGGGUCAAGUAGCGGGUGGAGCCGGGGCUCGCUUCGGCGAAAAAGCCCCCUUCAAAGCCGUCGCUGUCUGGCACGGUGCCCGGAGCUUUCUUUCCCUUUGCCUUCCCGUUUAUAGCCAGGAGUGAAAACUCAAAACUCUGUGCCGAAAACCCCGGUUGGCCGAAGAGGAGCUGUGGCGUGGGCGGCAGGAUGAAUCCCAAUGUCACCUACGCCAGCCGCAAGCGGCGGAAACCCGUGCAGAAGAUAGUAAAACCUUCCCCUCCUGAAGGAGUGAAGUCAAAUCCAUCGAAAAGGCAUAGAGAUCGAUUGAAUGCUGAGCUGGAUCGUCUGGCUGGUCUUCUGCCAUUCCCUCAGGAUGUUAUUGCCAAAUUGGAUAAACUUUCUGUACUUAGACUGAGCGUGAGUUACCUGAGAGCCAAAAGUUUCUUUGAUGUUGCAUUGAAGUCAAGGAGCUUAGCAAAACCUGAAACAAAUAGCAUGCAGGACAGCAAUAGCACCUUGCAGACCAGAGGGAGAAUGCAUAUGCUAGAAGGUGAACUUUUGUUGCAGGCAUUAAAUGGCUUUGUGCUAGUGGUCACAUCAGAUGCCCACAUAUUUUAUGUGUCUUCUACAAUCCAGGAUUAUUUGGGUUUCCAGCAGUCUGACAUUAUACACCAGUGUGUAUUUGAAUUAAUUCACACAGAGGAUAGACCAGAAUUCCAGCGUCAGAUUCACUGGGCUCUUAAUCCUAUACAGUCCUCAGAUUCUGGACAGAUAAUGCAAGGAGAUAAUGGCUUUCAACAAAUAGCAACAUAUUACAACCCCGAUCAGCUACCCCCAGAAAAUUCAUCCUUCAUGGAGCGAAAUUUCAUUUGUAGAUUACGCUGUCUCUUGGAUAAUUCAUCUGGAUUUUUGGCUAUGAAUUUUCAAGGGCGAUUAAAGUUCCUCCAUGGUCAGAACAAGAAAGGGAAAGAUGGAACUGUUAUAUCGCCCCAACUGGCUUUGUUUGCAGUGGCUACUCCACUUCAGCCACCUUCCAUUCUUGAAAUUCGUACGAAGAAUUUUAUUUUCAGAACUAAACAUAAGCUGGACUUCACACCAAUUGGAUGUGAUGCAAAGGGAAGAAUUGUGCUGGGUUACAGUGAGGCAGAACUUUGCAUGAGAGGAACAGGAUACCAGUUUAUCCAUGCAGCCGAUAUGCUUUAUUGUGCUGAGAACCAUGUCAGAAUGAUAAAAACUGGAGAGAGUGGUAUGACAGUGUUUAGACUUCUUACCAAGGAAAACCGAUGGGCCUGGGUUCAAGCAAAUGCUCGUCUAGUUUAUAAAAAUGGAAGACCAGAUUAUAUCAUUGCCACCCAGAGACCUCUUACAGAUGAAGAGGGGGCAGAGCAUUUACGAAAGCGCAAUAUGAAGUUGCCUUUCAUGUUUGCUACAGGUGAGGCUGUAUUGUAUGAGGUAGCAUUUCCUCAGCCUGGCAUAAUGGAUUCAUCUCAGACAAAGGUUAAAAGUGGUAUUGGAAAAGGAGCUGCUGCCAAGGCUGCACUGUACAAAGAAUCUGUUGAUCCCAAUUCACUUUUGGGAGCAAUGUUGCAGCAGGAUGAAUCAGUUUAUCUUUGCCCACCUGCUUCAAAUAAAAUCUCCCUUGAGAGGGACUUUUUUGCAGAUACUAGAUGUGAAUUGAGCAGCAUGAUGGCCAGAAAUUGGCAGGAUGCUCUUUUAUCAGUAGGGAAUAAUAGCAUCCUCAAGCAAGAGCUGACUGACUGUCCUCAAGAUAGUAACUUGAUGGUUCCCGAAGAAAAUGUAGGGCUUUUUCAGGAUAUCAAAAACAAUGAAUUGUUCGGUAUCAUGAAUAUGCUCGAAACUGACUUUGAUAAUAUAGACUUUAAUUUUCCGCAGGACGAUGAGUUUUUUAAGAAUGAUUUUGCUGGUGUGGAUGACAUUAGAGAUAUUGACAUAACUGAUGAAAUCUUGACCUAUGUUCAAGAGUCUUUAAAUAAGACAGAUGUCUUAUAUUCAAGUUGUCAGCAGCAGGAUCCCAUGUUUCAGAAUUCUGCUUGUUUAAUGCAGCAGCAAAUAGAUCAACAGCAGAUACCACCAAUGAUGGAGCAGCAGCUGCCACAGCAGCUGCCACAGCAACAACUGUGCCAGAAGAUGAAGCUUAUGCAGGUAAAUGGGAUGUUCGGAAACUGGAACUCUCUCAGCAGCACAACUCUUAACCCUUCUGAAGAGCAGAUACAGCCAUUUGACUUAUCUGACAUACAAGAAAUAACUCAGGAGUUCCCUUACAAAUCUGAAGACAGUACAGCAACAUAUGCUUGUAGAGGGGAAUAUACUCCUUACAAGCAACCUACCAGCAUGAUGUCACAAUUCCCAGAUUUUACAGAGGUAGACUUUUUCACUGAAAACUUUAAUGUGUCUACUUUUUCGAGUUCUUCCGAUUUAGAUUUUCUCAACUGUUUUCAAGUCCCUGAAAGUCAGUCCUGUGAGCAGAACUCUCAGCAAGUUACAGAAACUUCGGAGUCAUACUAUGCUGGUGCUUUGUCAAUGUAUCAGUGUGUAUCUGAAACCCAGGCAAAUGGGUCAGAGCAAAUGCAGUAUGAUCCUGUAUUAUUGGAACAACAGCCAUCAAACAAGUUUCAGAAUAUGUUUGCUGACGAAAGCUUGCAGGAUAAUUAUCUACAGCAAUUAGAUGCUGUCAGCACUCAACCUGGGACACAUCUUCAAUCACUUCAUCGUUCAACAGAAUCCAGAUCAUUCUCAGAUUUAGCAUCUAAUGGUUUUGUGUAGUUCAGCAACAAAGUCUUGCAGAGAGUUUGAUCAAGACUCUAAAAUCAGAAAAUGAAAAUCAGAUGUUGCACUUAAUAUGCAUGCAUAUAGAAUAUGUCAUUCAAAACUUGAUAUUUAUAUGUGGAAGUUAGGCUAUUCCUAUAGCCUAAAAGUGUGCACAUGUCAGUGAGAGUAUGCACCAUUGUAAUAUAAUCGCUGCAUCACAUUUAGAGCAUAAGAUAAGGCAAAUGGUUUUAUGGUUUUAAAAAUAAAAUGGAUACUCUGACAAUCUUAUUUGAAAUAGCAUAAAAAUUUCAUACGUUACUUCAAGCUUUUUUGAACCUGGUGUUCUAAUCAGAAGAGCAAGUAAAGCAUUUAGUUUAAUUGCGUACUUGCUUAUGAUUUUCCAUUUCUUCUUUUAUUUUACACUUCAGGUUCUAGCACUUUAAUAGAAAGUUUGAUAGAAAGAAAUGAAAUGCAGUUUUAGGUUUUGUACAACAAAUUUCAUCACAUUACUUCUUUACAGUUAGCCUAAGUGCCUCACAAAGUAGCUUCAUUAUCUUCAAAAGGCACUUGUAGGAAAAAAGUUAUUCAUUAUAAAAAUUAAUAGUCUGCAUUUUAUAGCUGUUCUUUGUUACUGUAGUUUGUUUGAAAGCAAAAAUAUUACUUUAGCUUUCUAUUUCUACUAAGUAUAAUUCUUCUUUUUUAGGGCUUCAGGUAAGGCUUUCUUGUAAAAGAUUAAGAUUUUUUUUUAUUUUAUGUUCAGCUGCUUAUUUGCAUUCUUCAGGUAGAACAGGGUAAAACAGGCAUCCUUGUAGGAGUAUUCAUCUCCUAAAAAUUGUUUCUGAAUUUCAUAUAUUACAGAAAAAAACACGUGCCUUAUCUUGUGUUGCAAUGCUUACUCAAGUCUUUUUUAACAAGUAUAACCCUGUUCUAUGCAAAUAAUUCCAUUAAAAUUGUUAUUGAAUGGUUAAUUUUUUUAAAAAAAUAGCAUAAAUAGCAGUAGUCAAUACUAUUAGCUUUUACUUUAGCUAACAUUUCUACACCAUGUCACAUAUUGAUUGGCUGUUGUUUCCUUCCUUCUGUUUCAUUGGGGAAAAAGUUCACUGACAUUAAACAUCCCUGAUGAUUGCACUCUGAAAGAAGCUCUUUCUACUUUGCAAAUUCACUUUAAAUGUCUUUGUUCACCUAAUAAAAUUUAAAUUUUAUUUUAAUUCAAAUUUAGAAAGAAAUUAUCCUUGUUUUAAAAUGUAAAAAAACAAACCCUAGUAUUAGGGAUUUUUUUUAACCUGAAGAUUUUUUAGUAAUGUAAGCACCAAUGUUUGGUGUUUUGUAGUAGUUUAAAUGAGGGCAGGAAAUAUACAUGUACAGGCAAAUGAAUGCCAAUAUAUGAUAUGUAGUUAACAUAAUAAGUUCCAUUUAUAACAUUAUAAAAUACUUUAAAGAAGUUAAUUUUAAAUUGUUAUCAAUACACAUAACAUAUAUUGCAUAACUGUAUAUCACAAAUUACAAAAUAGUGUUGUUUAAUUUUUUUUUUAAAUGAAAAUUUUGCCUCAGGAGUAUGUUCAGAUUUUUGAUGAAAUAACUGUUUCUGUCAAAUUUAAUGAAAAUAAUACAAGGAGUGUUUUGUAGGGGCGUGACUGUAGGUGACUUGGUUUCAAGUGAUUCAAAUGAGCUACAUUUUAAAAAAAAUGCUUCCCAAAUUUAUGUAAUACUGAUCUUCUAGCAAAGAUUAAGUAAUUUAUAAAAUUUUGAAUUUAACAACUAGCACAAUUUUUAAAGAGCUUUAAAAAGUACUUUUUGAUUGCAUACUACAAUCAAAUAAUAUUAAUAACAUAAUUUUAGAAUCAUAUUGUCUCAUAAGACACUAGAGGCCCAUCACUAAAUUUAUUAGUUCAGUAGGAACUUAAUUAUUUCUGAUAAUUUCAUAAGGUCUUGUUUCUACAUGAUUUCUAUUUUAAAAAAAGAACAGUAUAUGAUUACUAUUACCAUUACAAGGGUAACGUUACAAGCAGAAAACCUACUUUAAAAAGUCAAGGUUCAAACGGGUAGCGUACUUUUGAUAUAAAAAGAAAAAUGUGGGGAGAGCCACACAAAAAACUUCUAUGUAUCAUUUCACUGCUAUGCCAAAUAUUAUCCAAUCACGUAAGUGCCAAGGUUGCAAUACAAACUGUGUGCUGCCUUAUUGUAAGUUAGUUUAUAUUAUGCAUAAUAUCAGUUGUUUUUCUCCAUUAGUUUGUGCCUAUAUACAACAAACCUGUGUAUUGGUGUUGCACUUUUGAUCUUCAUCAUACUCUUAAAAGCAAUUAAAUUCUGACUUCAUCCCUGAAAACUUACCUGUCUUCCCUCAUUCCAAAGAAAUUAUUGUCCAGUUUUAAUCAGUAUUAGUGCUUCCUUUUGUAGAUUAUGUCUUGACUUUUCCCCUUUAUUCCCCAUUCCUCUUUUGUCUUAUGUUUUAUGUUAUACAAUUAAUUUCUUCUCUGUAAGGUUAUAAUUUUGUAAUGCUUUUAAUGAGCUUCAGUAAAACUUGUAAAGCUUAAUAUAUGGUAAUAAAAUAUCUCCUGAAUACA